Oncorhynchus tshawytscha (Chinook salmon) is the source of this 5766-nucleotide messenger RNA. It is a transcript of the gene ppp1r18, whose product is annotated as protein phosphatase 1, regulatory subunit 18. The record is from RefSeq and is a predicted model, not a curated record. Gene Ontology annotation, molecular function: phosphatase binding. NCBI's taxonomy places the organism in Eukaryota, Metazoa, Chordata, Actinopteri, Salmoniformes, Salmonidae.
CUGAUGGAAUUAAAUGUAAUUAGUGGAUUACAGUAGUCGGACAGCACUGCAGUUGGGGAAUAUUUACUACCAAUGGAGGUGUUUCAAAUUGACAUGCUCUAAUUCACAGUGUAGUCGUCAUUAAGAUAAUCGAGCUUUGUAAACAUUAUUAAUCCUGACUUUUUGACAACAUCGAUUAAUCAACUAUAUCGGAAAGCUUUAGAUAGAGACCAAUCUUCCAGUUGGUGGUUUGAACGCAUUAAGAACAACGGGUGGCACACAGUCGCCCGUCAUUCAGAAGCUGACUCCUCUCAAACUAACACAGAGGGGGAUAUAAAGCAUUACUGCGGAAUACCCAGGAUUUGACCUGUUGCCAGAGCGUUAAAAGAAAGGAAGAUUAGGCAACUUGCCAAAAGCAAGACCUCUUCUCUGUUAUGUCUGUCUCCUCUUUACCGGAAUGGAAACAACUCCUGCUGGAGCGAAAGAGGAGGGAGGAGGAGGAGCGAGAGAAGAGAGAAAAAGAGGAGGAGGACAAACUCGCCAGCAUGCCUGCCUGGAAGCGAGGGAUCAUCCAGAGGAGGAGAAUGAAACAGGAGAGUUUCGGGGACAAGGAGAGGGAGGGCCCCCUCCAAGUCAAGGAGGGCAGGUCCCCCUCUGACCCUGCGAGUGACCUGGACAGCUCUACACUAGUGCAGAUGGGAAGUGAACCACCACUCAGCCCAGACAUCACAGGGCCUUGGCUGGAUGAAGAGGCUAAACCGCAGAGUCUGGUGUUAAAGGAGACCAUCAUCCCUGUCGGACAAAACUCAUUCAUUCGCACACAUGGCGGAUGGAGGAGGGGAAGAGAAGCAGAGAGGGCUGGGGAGAUGGGCCACGAGAAAGGGAAUGAGCAGGAAAUAGAAGUAGGGAGAGAGAGGCAAAAGGAGAAAGAAAGAGGCCACGUCAAAGGUCAUGAUGGAGAGUCUGGGAAGGGAAGAGAUAUAGAAAUACAAAUAGAGCGAUACAGGGACAGGAGUGGGGGCAGAGAAAGGGACAGGAGUGCCGGGAGAGAAAGGGACAGGAGUAGAGGCAGAGAAAGGGACAGGAGUAGGGGCAGAGAAAGGGACAGGAGUGCCGGGAGAGAGACGAGCCGGGAUACUGUGAGAGACAGGGAAAGGGAUUGCCCGAGAGGGAGAAAAGAGGAGGAGAGGGAGGAGGGAGACUCAAAUUCUCCAACCCCCAAGUACUCCUAUCCACUAGUCCCAGGCCUUCGUACCAUCAGAGCAGACAACAUCAUCAUUAUUGAACAGGACAGAAAGGGAAGUGAUGAAAGGAGGGGUAGAAGGAGAGAGUCAGAGAGGGAGAGGGAGGUGAUGGAAGAGGAGCAGGAAAAUAGAGAUGUAAAGAUGGACCUCAAGGAGUUUAUGGCUGGUGGAGGGAGUGUCACAGAGAUCCGGGCAUCAGAAAUAUUGAUCAUUAAACCCUUAGCUGGCAAUGAGGACUCAAGAAGUGGAGGUCUCAAAGGGACAGGCAGGGAAGGAGACGGAGAAAGAGGGAGAGAUGCAAAGUGCAAUAAAGAUGGAGGGAAAGACUGUGAGAGGCAGCUGGAGAGAGAGGUGGCAUGGCUGAUGAUGAAAGAUAAAGAGAGGGAAAACUUGAGGGAGAAAGACCGACCACGGACACAAGUAGCUUCUUCAGAAAAAGAGGAUCAGAGAUAUGGUGACACAGAUGACAGUAUCCACAACGAGAGAGGAGUUAGGGUGAGUGAGCUGCUGAGUAAAUUUGGGGAGCACCCAAAGAAAUUCAGAGAACAUCCAAAACCCCCAUCCCGGUCUAAAAGCUCAGAGUGUUUCAUCCGGCCUGGCAGGGGCAGAGAACCGUUUUGUCUGGAUGAUGGAGACAGGAGAGGGGAGGAGGAACAUGCAGGAUUCAGGGGUGUGCCCAAGCGGUCAUUCAGCUUCUCUGACCGCGUGAUAUGCACAAAGGAGAAUGGCAUGCAGGACGAGGGGAACCAUGAUAGGAAGGUGGUGGAGAGGACAUGUUCAGACAGGAGGGUGGCAGCAAAGGGAGAUGUAGUGGAGGGGGAAUGGUCAGAGAGGGGAGGCAAGCAGGGGUGCUGGACCUGGCUUUCAGAUAAAGUGCCUGUGGGGAAGCAUAGAGAGGGAUGCAUAAAAGCAGACAGGGCGGUAGGGGGACAGCACGAGAGACGGCCUGCUUUGGAAAGUAACGCCGGAAAAGAGAUUGACCGUUGGGUCGAGAGAGUAACAGGAGUGGAGUUAGAUUUUAGCAACAAGGGGACAGAGGAACUCACAGAGAAUAUGUAUGGGGAGGUAGGGUUUACAAUGGCCUCAGUUAGAAACACAGAGGCCUCGUUUGCACGAAGAGUGCCCAUCAGACAGGAUGGUCGAGAGAGAGCAGUGGAAAGAGAGGUAGAGCAAACGAGAGAAGAAAGCGAGAGAGGGUUGGUCAAGGCGAGGAGCAAAGGGAGAGAGGGGGUGGGUGGAAGAGAGGUGGAACCUCAAGUGCGGGAGAGAAGGGAGUCAGACUUUAGGAGAGGAUCAGAGGUAAGGGACAUGAAGAGGGUAUCAGAGGUAAGGGACUGCACAAUUUCAGUUGAAACAACUCAGCAAAACUGUGUGAUCACCCUCUCCAUAGACAGAGCCAGUCCUCCUCAGUCUGUCGAUAGUCAUUACGACCACGUGUCAGCGUUUACAGAGUGCUCAUCAACCUUGCUCAGUACUGUGGCACAUAAAGGAACAGAUUGGCAUAGUAGUCAAGGAGCACCGGGACACCAUUCAACCCAGUCACCACUGUCACAGCACACAGAGGAUCUUAUCAACAAGAUAGAGAGAGUGGGGGGGACAGUGAAUGAACGUGACAAUCACAAAGGGACCCAAACAUUGAUGCAGGAUGGCAAAGGCGUGAUGAGGGAGGACACAGAGACUGAGAGAGGGAGCAAAGCUUAUAGGGAGCCAGGUGAGGUAAGCAAGGACACUAUACAUUCACCUGGCGCACACGUGCACAGUCAUGUUUACCCCAAAAAGUCAGUUCAUGAAGUGACCCCUAAGUGUCCUAAGUCUCCAAAGUGCUUUGCCUCAGUUGGAACCCCUCCAAUGCCACUUGAGAUACACAUACCAAGGACCGUGUUCUAUGGUGUGGGGGAGGCAAGCUUCCAAAGCGAAUACGACCAGAGCUGUGAAGGAGAGGGAGGAAAAGGUGUGGAGAGGAAGGACAGUUGGAGGAUCGGCAAGCGCUUGUCUCACAUCGAAUCCUUGCGAGAGAAAAUCCAACAGAGAGAGAAGGAGAGGCUGAGGAACAUGGAGGGAGUGGCAACGACGGGGGAUGAUGGAGAUGCGACUGAGGGGACAGAAAAGGCUGGGACUAGAAGGACUAGAAAAGCUUCAAGUUCAGACUGGUGUGAGGAAGGAGAGAUGGGGAACGAAAUAGAGCGAGAGAGACAGAGACAGGAAGGCUCCCCACCGCAGACAACAUCCACUCAGUUUGACGUCACACAGGAAGUGAGCGUGUCAAAAGCCGUCUCCCAGCUUCCUGUUCCUCUCUCGUUCUCGCAAGCUGUCAAAGGAGAGAAAGAAACCAGAGGGAUCUCCAUCGCAGCCUGUGAAGUAGCCUUGAUCAGCUCUCACACAACUGAGAGAGGGGAAGAUCCAACCAAACAUGUACUAGCAGAGUUACGGUGCGACAGGGGUCGGCAGAGGAAACAGAACACCAGAGGCAGAGGAGAAGAAGGAGAGGAUAAACUCUCGGAGGAAGAGUACAGGCUGCAUUAUCUGCCUCCUUCACACUCUCCCGCGCCCUUAGACUCUCUCUCCCCCUCUCUGCUUCACCCUCCCUCUCUUGCUGAAAUGAGCCGGAUCUAUAACUUGAAAACUGUGGGGUCCAGGGCGGCGGUGUGCAUGAGUGACAGGACCGUGGAUAGGCCUAUCCCAUCACACACUCCUAAGGUACAGUCCGACAUAUCCGCAGAACAACAGGAGCCAUGCAGUCCAGAGAGAUCAGUUGGGAGGCUGACACAGAAGCAGCUGUGGGGUGGUGGUGGGGCUCCUGGGAAUAAAGCCUCUUCCAGCGAUGAGAAGUCCGGACUUCAGACUGUACAGUGUCAGGUGGAACAGCUUCAGUUGCGAGAACAACAGGAAGUACAGAGACAAUCACAUGACGACAACGCAGCACAGUCGUCUUUUGGACAAAAUAUUAAUUUGAAAGAUAAAGAGUCUAAAGCUCAGCAAAGCCCUAGGAUAUCACACAAUCAGCCUAAUAAGGAACCUCAGCAGAAGCAUCCAAGGCAAAAGGACCAGCAAACAAUCCUAAAUCCCAGAAAAUCUCAGUCCAAUCUGCAACUGCACUCUGAAAGGCCUCCUCAACCCAAGCAGGCCCAGUCCAACCAACCCAAACAGGCCCGAUCCAUUACCAUCAACUCCAGAUCUGUCCUGACCCCCUCUCCUGAGAACUCAUUACACCCAGACCAGGGAGUACCAACCACCCCAUCAGCUUCCCCAUCCCAGUCCCCCUCCGUCUCCCUCCCCUUCCCCUUCUCCGACCCAUUUCACCAUCAGAAGCCUCUCUGGAGGCCAGCAGGUCAAGAGGGGCACCACCAUCACCAUCACCCCCAGGAAGCCUGUUGGAGGGGCAGCCGUGGAAGCUGUUUCAGAUCCUCUAGACCCCUGGCCAAUACGUCUGCCCAGUCCCAGAUGCCUGUCCUAACCGAGGAAGGAGAGAAAGGCAAGAAGAGGUACCCCACUGCGGAGGAGAUUGAGGUGAUCGGCGGGUAUCAGAACCUGGACAAGUCCUGCCUGGUCAAGACUUCCAAAGCAUCUCCCAAAGGGGUGAAGGUGUGCUUCGACGAGACCCAGCUGGAGCAGGUGUGUGAGUACCCAUCAGAGACCUCCAUGUUUGACUCCACCCACUACCCCUUACUUGAUCAGAUGAAAGGGAGGGAGGAGGAGGUGAAGGACGAAGACGAGGAGGAGAGAGGAGUGCUUGUGUCCAGAAGCAGCAGGAAUGUGGGGGCAGCGGUUGGCCUGAGAGUGCUGAGAGUGGCUGGUUCUCCAGGAGGCGUUGGAGAACCUGUCAGACGUGGAGCACAUAUUCUUGGGUGGAAUGGGAGAUGAUGAGGACAAAGACAGACCGGUUCAACAUGUCCCGGAGAACGUCAUUGACCAGACACUGGAACACAGCAGGGGCAUUGGUAAGGCCAAAUGGCAUGAACCGAUACUCGUAAUGACCACAGGCCGUGUUGAAGGUGACUCUUCCAUUUGCAAGGUGGGAUCCCUGGGCGUGCGAGCAACAUCCAAUAACCUCUCCCUCCGUUGUUCCCGUAAUCGCCCAUCGAUACGGAUGGUCAAGCUCUGUAGGUAACUACCGGGCUGCAAGCUUGUCCUUGACCUCCUCAGAGACGCCGUGCAGGAACAUAUCGAACAUUGCCUCUUGAUUCCAAGCACUCUCCGCUUGUUCCCACACAGCAGUAGCCCAGGUGAGAGCCCUCCCGGUCAUCAGCGUGAUGAGGUAGGCUAUCUUGGAGCGAUCCGAGGGGAAGGAGGAGGGCUGAAGCUUGAAGACGAGGAUACAUUGAGCUAGGAACGCCCGACAGGUGCUCGGCUCUCCACUGAAGCAUUCCGGAGGAGGUAAGUAGGGCUCUCAAGAAGGUGGAGUGAUCAAUGAGACGGCGCUGCUUGUACUUCGCGGCUGAGCCGUUGUUGCUCCUAGACAUUUCCACUUCACAAUAAAAGCAUUCACAGUUGACCAGGGCAGCUGUAGCAGGGCAGAAAUGUGAAGAACUGACUUGUUGGAAAA